GGCAUCGCUUGCAUGCCAGUUGCGUGACGGCCAUCCAUUGAAAACAUAGAGUCUCUGCUUUUAUCACAGGAAAAUCUUGUUUCUGCCCAGGAAAAAUGAUGGCUUUCUCGAGGAACUGCCUCCAGGUUGCUAGGGGAGCCGGAAUUGUGUUUUCCCGGUCCAAGCACACUCUGCCUCAGCUUCCCUAUGACUACGCCGCCCUGGAGCCGAUCAUCUGCCGCGAGAUCAUGGAAUUGCACCACCAAAAGCACCAUCAAACCUACGUGAACAACCUGAAUGCCGCCGAGGAGCAACUUCAGGAGGCUCUGCAGAAGAGCGACGCCUCGAAAGUGGUGGCUCUGGGUGGUGCUCUCAAGUUCAACGGUGGUGGACACAUUAAUCACUCCAUCUUCUGGCAGAACCUCAGCCCAGAGCGCUCGGAUCCGUCGAAGGAGCUCAAGGAGGCGCUGGAGAAGCGCUUCGGCAGCUUCGACAACUUCAAGAAGGAGCUCUCGACGCUCACUGUUGCUGUCCAGGGCUCCGGCUGGGGGUGGCUGGGCUACAACAAGAAGACCAAGCAGGUGGAUAUCGCCGCGUGCGCCAAUCAGGACCCCCUUGAGGCCACCACGGGUCUCGUGCCACUCUUCGGCAUCGACGUCUGGGAGCACGCCUACUAUCUGCAGUACAAGAAUGUGCGUCCCACCUACGUUCAGGCCAUCUUCGACAUCGCAAAUUGGAAGGAUGUAUCGCAGCGCUUCGCUCAGGCCCAGAAGAGCUAAAGAUUCUCACACUGCAUUUAAUAUUUUCCCAUCAAAGCGCUGUUCUACCAAUAAAACGGUUU
Molecule: messenger RNA, 820 nt
Organism: Phlebotomus argentipes
Lineage: Eukaryota; Metazoa; Arthropoda; Insecta; Diptera; Psychodidae
Gene: Sod2
Product: superoxide dismutase [Mn], mitochondrial
Exons: 2
Coding region: 96-758 (220 amino acids)
Biological process (GO): superoxide metabolic process
Cellular component (GO): mitochondrion
Molecular function (GO): metal ion binding; superoxide dismutase activity
Source: RefSeq, a predicted model, not a curated record